AUGGAUAUAGACGUUCCUGCUGAAGCACAGCCUCAAGUUUCUCGUAUUGGAUCUAGUGCUGCUGAAGCUCAGCAGGCAAAUGCACCCGAAAACAUUAGUCACGUCAAGGAAACACUACCACACGGUCACUUGAAUCCACAGCACGUCGAGACUCAGGAUAACCCGCAAGCAGCUCUUGGUAUUCCUGACAACACGCAAGCACCUGGCGGUCCAGUGCCCUCUCCUGCGAAGGAAAAAGCUGCACCUGUCACGGACCCGCAACGAAAUGCGGCUACUGAUGCUCCGGUGAACCCUCCUGGUGACGUGGACACAAUACAACCGCCACCGAAUGCCGAUGAUGCAGAACGGUCAACCGGCAUGCCAACCGGGCCCCCUCGCGAAAUUUCUGGUAUGACAGAGCCAAGUAGCACCUUCGAUCAGUUCAGCCAGAUUUAUCCUGAGUACACUGGAAAUCGCAAGCAUUUUGAAAAUCUCUGUGGUCAGUUGGAGUGGCUCCGAAGGCAGGACCGUGGUCUUCACCCUUUUCUGUGGGAUGACUACAUCAUCAGGUCCAGGACUGACUACAGGAAAUACACGGAGGAGUGCGGCGACGAAGGUAUUGAUCCUCUCCCAUGGCACAAGUACUACGUGGAGUCAAUACCUAUGCCAAAAUUCAUCAAAGGGGUCAUGAACCCAGCCAUGCUGGAGAAGUUCUUUGUCGAGCAGGGUAGAUCUUUGAGACCAAUCAUCCACUCCAACAUCUCGCGCAUGGAGCACGUACCAGAGAGGAGUCUUCCUCCGACAUUCUCGCCGCCGGUCAACAGCGCCCCGGGAGGUAAGGACAAUCAGCGUCCCAAAAAGCCCAAGCGGCAGAAUAAGCGUAAGAAUGGGAAUCUACAGCAGGGUGUGGUCGGUUCACCGCUCCGACAUAACGCCAACCAGAUGCCCGCUCCCUGGACGACCACGACCCCUCUCCCGGCCGCGGGCCCUUCAUCCGCCUCCAAUCACGCUCAGACGGCGGCUACUUCCACCACCGCCGCGGAGCCAUUUCCUCAAAAGCCGCCUCAGCCCGCUCCUCCCGCUCCCGCUACCAGGCCGCCACCCAAGCCACCCGCCCCCACGGCCCACCAGUUGACCGUCCGCGGCGCUCAAAAUAACCCCCGACCUCCUCCAACCUCGGCAUCGGCCGCAAGGUCAGCACUGGCGGCAUCGUCAGCCCGUGCCGCGUCCGCAAAGCCGCCGCCUGCGCCGCCGCCAGCGCGGUCGGCUACGUCCGGUCCGCAGCAGACGGCGGCGGCGGCGGGUGCGGGAUCGGCCGCGAAGGGACUGCCUACCAUAACCAACCCCAACAAGAGGAAGAGGGACGGUGACGGCUCGCCGCCGCCACCACCAGCACGGCCGGCAUCAUCGUCGUCGACAAUGACGACAAAGGCUACCAAGGAGAAGCGGCCGAAUGGCAUGCCUGCUCCACCACCUCCAAGUGGUGGCGGUGGUGGUGGCAGUGGUGGCGGCGCCAAAGGGAACAAGCCGAGAAAGACCAUGUUCACGAUCUACAAGGAGAGGCGCAAAGCCGAGAACAGCAAGAAGUCCACGCCCGGUGGUAGUCGGGCUGGAAGUGUGGUCUAG
Molecule: messenger RNA, 1605 nt
Organism: Lasiodiplodia theobromae
Lineage: Eukaryota; Fungi; Ascomycota; Dothideomycetes; Botryosphaeriales; Botryosphaeriaceae
Product: Telomerase holoenzyme est3 subunit
Exons: 1
Coding region: 1-1605 (534 amino acids)
Source: RefSeq, a predicted model, not a curated record